Molecule: messenger RNA, 1580 nt
Organism: Vidua chalybeata
Lineage: Eukaryota; Metazoa; Chordata; Aves; Passeriformes; Viduidae
Gene: MRPL20
Product: mitochondrial ribosomal protein L20
Exons: 4
Coding region: 724-1176 (150 amino acids)
Biological process (GO): translation; ribosomal large subunit assembly
Cellular component (GO): ribosome
Molecular function (GO): structural constituent of ribosome; rRNA binding
Source: RefSeq, a predicted model, not a curated record
GAUCAGAAGAAGAAGCAGGGGAAGGACCGGAGGAAGAACCGGGGGAAAGACCGGGAAGGCUCGAGGGAAGGACCGGGAAAAGGAUCAGAGGAAGGACCGGAGGAAGGACUGGAGAAAGGACCGGGAAGGCUGGGGGGCAGGACCAGAGGAAGCAGCGGGAGAGCUCGGGGGCAGGAUCAGAGGAAGAACUGAGAGAAGGUCCUAAGGAAGCUCCGGGAAGGUUCGGGGGCAGGAUCACAGGAGGAACCGGGGAAAGGUCUUAAGGAAGCUCCGCAAGGCUCGGGGGCAGGAUCACAGGAGGAACCGGGGGAAGGUCUUAAGGAAGCUACUCAAGGCUCGGGGGCAGGAUCAGAGGAAGCCCGGCGAGGCUCGGGGGCAGGAUCAGAGCAAGCCCGGCGAGGCUCGGGGGCAGGAGCAGAGGAAGCAGCGGGGGAAGGUCCGAAGGAAGCCCGGCGAGGCUCGGGGGCAGGAGCAGAGGAGGGCCCGGCAGGCAGUAGCAGAGGAAGCCCGGCGAGGCUCGGGGGCAGGAGCAGAGGAAGCAGCGGGCGAAGGUCCGAAGGAAGCGCGGCGAGGCUCGGGGACAGGAGCAGAGGAAGCAGCGGGGGAAGGUCUGAAGGAAGCGCGGCGAGGCUCGGGGACAGGAUCAGAGGAAGCAGCGGGCGAAGGUCCGAAGGAAGCGCGGCGAGGCUCGGGUGCCGCCCCGGAAGGCGCCGUGCCGCAGCCAUGGUGGUGCUGAGCGCGGCGCGCUGGGUGCGCAGCCGCCUCUCGGAUCGCUUCUGGAGGGUGCAGGAGGUGCUCAAGUACGCGCGGCAUUUUCGUGGCAGGAAGAACCGCUGCUACAAGCUGGCAGUGAGGAGCGUCCGCAGGGCUUUCGUGAAGUCCACCAAGGCCAGGAGGGAGAAGAAGAGAUUCCUCAGAGCGCUCUGGAUCACAAGGAUUGAAGCAGCUUCCCUUGAACAUGGUUUGAAGUACCCAGCCUUCAUAAGCAACCUGGUCAAGUCCCAGGUGGAGCUGAACAGGAAAGUUCUGGCAGACUUGGCUAUUUAUGAGCCAAAAACAUUCAAGUCCCUGGCAGCUUUAGCCCAGAGGAGGAGACAGGAAGGGUUCCUGGCUGCCCUGGGAGAUGGAAAAGAACCAGAGGGGAUAUUUUCACGUAUUGUGCACCACCACUAUUGAUAUCAGAGUCUGUGUGCAUGUUUUAGAAGCAGGGAUUGUGAAGCAAACCUGUCGUGGGACUGCUGCUGAAAUGGAAAAUGUGGAACAAAUCCUCUGAGGAUCGCGUGGGUGAAGCUUCUCCUUGAUGGCUUUUUCCCUGUGUUGUUGUCACUGAAACCUGUUAAAUUAAAAGCACACUUCAAGGUUAGCAGUCAGGCCAUACAGUGACUUAAUAGUUUGGUUUGUUUUUUUUUUUUGGUAACUGCUCCUAGGAAAAAGACUUAAUUUGUGUGGUGAAUUCAGAACGGGGAGAACGCAGCUGGGAUGGGGGGAAAUGUUGACCCUCACAGGUGAAGCCUGGGUGUUAAGGACACACAUAGUUUAUACUUUUAAGGAUUUAAUAAAGACAUUUUUAUUGCAAACUC